Messenger RNA from Drosophila rhopaloa, 1325 nucleotides. RefSeq lists its product as uncharacterized. The transcript is spliced from 2 exons. NCBI's taxonomy places the organism in Eukaryota, Metazoa, Arthropoda, Insecta, Diptera, Drosophilidae. Bases 312 to 1193 code for a protein of 293 amino acids. The record is from RefSeq and is a predicted model, not a curated record.
AGAAAUUAAAAAUGUAAUUUUAAAUUUUAAACUAAAUAAAGUUUUAUAAUUUCUGAUAUACAUUUUAUUCUCUUCUAGUUUUGAAGGUCUUGUUUUUGUGACAAACUUCAAGGAAAAAAAUAAUUAUAGAAUAAUUCUAAAAAAUGUUAGCUUUUGAAACGCGAUUUAUAUUCUAGCAAACUGAGUUGGCCUAGCGUUGCCUAGCAGCAAAAAAACAAAUAAUAUCACCAGUUGUAUUAGACUCGCUAUUCGACAAGUCAGAACAGCUAUAUAUUAAAUAUUGAUUAAAAUUUUAGUUAAAACGUUCCGAUAUGGAAAAUGAUAAAGAAAAACACAGCGAUGAGCUCAUGAAUCGCAUUCGGAAUGAACUGACAGCCAUAUUGGCUCAAGAGGCUGCAGACGAAUCCGAAAGAAAGAUAACAAAUGAACUGCUUUUAAGUCCCAAUCCGCUGCCAAUUUUUGGGCCCAUAAGAAAGAGUAGGGCCAUGAAAUCGAGCAACUCUAAAAAGAAGGUGGGUAAGCCCAGCUCGGCAGGUAGUAGAAUGAGUUCUUCGGCGGGAAGCGGAUCAUCUGAAGAUCGUUUAGCAGCAAAAGAUGCCCAGAAAAAGGACACCGAUCCGACUUCCACUUCCUCCAGUUUUUCUUUCAAAUCAGAAUCUUCCGAUCAGUAUGAGGGCCCGCCCAAGAAUCGCAGUUCCCGUGCCGAGUUCAUGGAAUCCCAUGCUGCCAAGAGCAUCGACGACGACGUGCAGAAGAUGCAGAUGGAGCUAAAGCAAAGCUACGAGCUCUUCCAGAGCAUUGGCGAGAAAUUCGAGUCGGUAAACUUCUCGGGCUUAAAGAGCCGCAUCCGGGACCUGCACCUGAACGACUCCAACAAUGAAAUGGGCAAGGCGACAACCCAGGAGCUGCAGAAAAUGUUCGACCAGCGUUAUCUGCAGAAUCGCCUGGACAAGCUAUCCACGGACGCGACGCAGGGAUUCCGCCGGCAUCCUGGUGAGUUCGGGGAUAUUCCGGAGCUGAGCACCUUCUUUCAGGCGUGCACGCAGCUGGAGCACGGCUUGGAUGCACUGCGUCAACAGCGACGGCGCAACAGCGAGCUGGAGAAGCGCCUCUGCUGGGCCACCGAGAUCGCCUACGAUCGCAUGGACGAGAUCCGCAAUUCGGUGGGCUCCGAUCCGGAAAAGAACUUUUGAAGUGACCAUUACUUAGUCAUAGAAUAUAGUAGUUAUUUUAUGGUUCAUCCCAAAGUUCAUUACCCGCACACACAGGUGCAAUAUACAUACAUAUAUACACGCAUUGUCCACACACAUAUGAUGCAUAUGCAA